Molecule: messenger RNA, 2247 nt
Organism: Triticum aestivum (bread wheat)
Lineage: Eukaryota; Viridiplantae; Streptophyta; Magnoliopsida; Poales; Poaceae
Product: tRNA-dihydrouridine(20) synthase [NAD(P)+]-like
Exons: 10
Coding region: 204-1166 (320 amino acids)
Biological process (GO): tRNA dihydrouridine synthesis
Cellular component (GO): cytoplasm
Molecular function (GO): tRNA dihydrouridine synthase activity; flavin adenine dinucleotide binding
Source: RefSeq, a predicted model, not a curated record
UCCGGUCCGGAAAGGACACAGUGCUCUGUUCCUGCACGGGACAGCGCGGUCGCCGCCAGCGUCGCCUUUUCUUCUCUGCGGCACUGUCCGCCGCGGACCCUCGUCCUCCAGAAUCCCCGGGGUAGCAAGGAGAGGGUCAGAGGCGGAGCAGCCGCAGCGGCCAGCGGCGGCGGCGGCGGCGCGGCGACGCGAGGCAAGAAGAGAUGGAGUACCGCAACAAGAUGGUGCUCGCGCCCAUGGUCCGCGCGGGUACUCUGCCGUUUAGGCUAUUGGCUGCUGAAUAUGGCGCGGAUAUUACGUAUGGAGAAGAAAUAAUAGAUCAUAAGUUUGUGAACUGUCAACGUGUUAUAAAUGAAUCUCUUGGGACAACUGAUUUUGUGGAGAGAGGGACUGAUAGUGUUGUUUUCCGAACAUGCCCGCAAGAAAGGGACAAGGUUGUCUUUCAAAUCGGCACGUCAGAUGCUGUGAGAGCACUUAAAGCUGCUGAGAUUGUGUGUAAUGAUGUUGCUGCUAUAGAUAUCAACAUGGGCUGUCCAAAGGCUUUUUCUGUCAGUGGAGGAAUGGGUUCUGCAUUACUCUCCAAACCUGAGCUUAUACAUGAUAUUUUGACUACAUUGCGGAGGAACUUGAACACACCAGUGACAUGUAAAAUCCGUCUACUGAACACACGUCAGGACACUGUGGAGUUGGCACGCCGGAUUGAGAAAUGUGGUGUUCCAGCUCUGGCUGUCCAUGGAAGAAAGGUCAAAGACAGGCCAAGGGAUCCGGCUAAGUGGGAUGAGAUUGCUGAUGUUGUAUCCGCACUGUCAAUUCCAGUUAUAGCUAAUGGGAAUGUAUUUGAGUACGAAGAUUUUAAGAGAAUCAAAGAUGCUACAGGUGCCACAUCUGUAAUGGCUGCUAGAGGUGCCUUGUGGAAUGCCUCCAUUUUCUCUGCUAAAGGCAAAGUACCUUGGGAGGAUUUCAAAACAGAGUAUGUGAGAAAGACUAUUUUGUGGGACAACGAUAUUAAGAGCACAAAGACAACGCUAAGAGAAAUCAUAAUGCACUACAUUUGCCUUGAAGGGACUGAAGGGAAAGGUGUGAUAAAGUGUGGUUUGUCAGCAGAUGUAGCGAGACUUUACGGGGAAGAGGAUUACUAUAAUUUUGUUGUUUCAAAUAGGAAAUGAACAAAACAGGAUUUUGCUAACCUCUAUGUGACCCAGCUUCUGCUUGGAUCCCUCGGUUGGUUUUGUUUUAUGAAUGUUUUCUCCGGAGAUCUUUGCAUGAGUUUUGGAGAAAUUCACAUAUCACCAAAGAAGAGUGCAGUUUUGGCUUUUGCACUGUGCCAUCUUGGUAUCUGAUCAAGAUCAACUGAGGAUUCAUGGAUUCGUUAUUUCGUGGGGUACAGUUUUGCACCGUGUUCUUAUAGGAUUUUUUUGACAACAAAGGCCGUUGAUUUAGACUGACAAGAAUCUAGAAGCAUUUUGAGAUACUGUAUUCUUUCCAUUACUGACAAAAUAUAUAAUCCAUGACUUGCUGAUAGACACCAUUUCUGUAAGCUUACAUAUAUUUUAGUUAUUCUGCCAAUCUGGAUCGCCUAAAGGCUGUGUCAUGUAUUAUUGAUGGAAAUCGUGUUAUUUGGGAAGUUCAAGACCUUAUUGUGUUACCUGACACUUGGGUUAGAUCCAAUUGUCUCUCAGGGUCCAAAUGCUUUGGAGUUGUUUGAUAAAAGAAAAAAACAGGAUUUUGUGAGAAUUUUAUUCCUUGGAAACAAUCGCUGUGUGGGUUUGUACUUUGUACAGUUUGCAGAUUUGUUAUUGCGCAGAAUUUACAGCAUUUGACUUCGGCCUUGGUUUUGUUCCUUGACUUCAUCCCAUGCAUAUGAUGCCUUUCAAUCUGGUUGCUCUGACAGGCAUGAAACUGCCUCUUGUAUCUUAUGGAUUCUGGAAGCACAAAGUCUGCAUCACCCGUGACAUCAUAGACCAUAUGAGACACAUGCUAUUUCUUCUGGAAGGACUUGUUGGUAUAUAUGCUACUGUAUCAUAAUAUCUCACUCAGAUAAUUUGUUGCAACGGACCAAUUAUUUUCCUUGGUUGCCGUCUUCUAGAUGCCCAGAGCAAUGUUUUUUCUUUGGGGUAAUUCAAACCAAUUUUACUGAGCAAUAUUUUUUUCAUCAAAAGACAUAACUUUCUGAGUUAAGAAAGAGAUAAAACCAUAUUUACGUCAGAAAGAUGUUCAAUGGAUCUGUAAAAAUAUGCUCAACACGCU